Molecule: messenger RNA, 219 nt
Organism: Dibothriocephalus latus
Lineage: Eukaryota; Metazoa; Platyhelminthes; Cestoda; Diphyllobothriidea; Diphyllobothriidae
Source: the annotation of a GenBank genome assembly
AUGUCCCCCAUGGCUUAUGUUCUCUUCACCUACCUCGUGCACCUGCGCGGACAAGAACAAUUUAAACUUUUUGAUGUAAUUCGAGCUGCUUGUUUCAGAGGUGAUGUGAAGACGCCCGAGCGUCUGAUUUAUCGACAAUACUUGCUGAUACCCAUCUCGCCGGAACCGCACGAGCCCGAAGGAAGUGCGCGCGUCUGCAUGCUUGAAACGCGUGGUUGA